AGCAUCCAUCCCUCACUCUUCGGUCGUUUAUGGAUCCACCAUGGGCCGACUUAAGCACUGUGAGGGCUCACCGAGUCUCACAUCCUCGUUCUCAGCGCCCUCGCUUGACGCCCCAUUUCAUGCGGCGCGCAAGCCCCUCCCAACCUCACGGUGGGAAGCAGUCGGCCCCUUCCCCGCCGGCAUGCGCGAGCAUCCGCUCAUGACCUCGCCUCUAGCCGCAUUUUGCGGCCGCUUCUCUCCGUCGGGCCCACUCGCAGACCCCGAUAUUGCCUUCGCCCGAGCACCCUAUGGCGAGGGCGACUGGCCGAGCGAGCUUCCCACGGGCGGACGCGCCGGUUGGGCGAAUUUCGAGGAGAAGGAAGGCGUGGUCGAGAUCAUGUAUCCCGACGUGCGCUGGGGCCAGCUCCGCGCCGACCACGGCUGGGCUGCACUGCAGUAUUCCGCUCAGCUGCGGACGCGGAUCACAGUCCCCUCGGGCCAUGGUGCGCUGACGCGUCUCCUCGUGGACGCGACACAGGUCGUCGAGUACGCGUUUGUGGCGGCUUCUCAACAUGAGACGCCGAGGUGGUAUAAUGGCGACGUGUACGGCUUUGGCGGUACUCCCUCUGGUACGGCGUGUACCGAGGAGGGGGGGCCAUCCAACUAUGCCCGGUCAAUCGCCUUGCCUCCCGGAGAGUACGUCUUUCUUGCGCGCGUCCUGUACGAGUGCCGCAUGUUCGGUGAUACAGGCAAGCAUCCACCCGCCAUCAAGCUCGGGCUGCAUGUAUAUCUCGAUCGCACCCCUCUCCGGCCCCAUGCCACGGCCACCCUCCUACCUGGCCUCACCGUCGUUCCGGAUAUACUGAAUGGUUGGGCGAUGGGCCGCUGGAUGAGCGUCACUGUGCGUGUGGCUCCACUCAACUCGUCCGCAUCGACAGGUGCCCAAAACGGUACCGUUGAGGUGCAAGGAGCGGCGUUUGGCAACGGCCUGACCAUUGGCACCAGGAGGAGUGUGCGCAUUGUGCCCGGACAGACGCGCUCCAUCCCGCUGCUGAUUGCGCAGUUGGAGCCUUCGGACGCACGGGACAUUGAAGUCAUACUUACCUUCACCCAAGGCGAGAAGGAGUGGCAGAUGGAGACCCGUGUGCCACUCAAGCACGUCUUGUUGCGCGACAGCGUGCCAGUGACGAUGACGUUCCCUGUCUCCACUGAUUCCCCAUCUCUCGUCUCGGCCGCUGUCGUGCUCCCACCCGCAUGUCACAACUCAUCCUCCGAGGCCAACCUCCCGCCCGUUCUUCUCGCACUGCAUGGUGCUGGCGUUCCCACGCCAUCUGACGAAUGGAUUGAUGCCAUGCCCCGCCUGCCGGGGAUGUGGGCCGUUCUGCCCUCCGGCCGCACGGAAUGGGGGGAGGACUGGCAUGGCGGCAGCAUGAGCGAUGCCUGGGUAGCGCGCAACGCGCUGAGCUCGUUGCUCAGCCUUGUCGGCCACACUGUGUCCGACGAAACAGUGCUGAUCGGACAUAGCAACGGCGGGCAAGGUGUGUGGCACCUGGCGGCGCGAUAUCCCGACCGCGUUCGUGGUGUCAUCGCGGUGGCGGGCUAUACCAAGAUCCAAGACUAUGUGCCCUACACGGAGUCCACGGGCGCGCACUACGCGGACCCAGCGCUGCAAGGUAUUCUAUCCGCCGCCCUCGCGCCAUACAGCAACGACCUAUAUCUCUCCAACCUCGCGAGUAUUCCUGUGCUCGCGGUACAUGGCGCGGACGACGACAACGUUCCCCCGCGCCACGGCCGGGCACAGAUGGCUAUCCUGUCGGGGUUCCUUGGGGCGGCGUCCCCGACCGACGUGCGAUUCGUGGAGGUACCGCACGUCGGGCACAUGUGGGACGGCGUACUCCGCCAUCCGGCAAUCCUUGACUUCCUGAAGUGCCUCCCGCGCAGAAAGACCACCGAAGAGGUGCGUGCGGCUGGCUUCAUCCUAGCCACAGCCAACCCCGACGAAACAGGUGCCAAGGCCGGCAUCCGCAUCGCCGAGCUCGCCGUUCCGGGCCGCCUCGCGCGACUUGAAGUGAACGUGAGGGAACGGCACCAAUAUGAUCCGACACACUUCCAGCUGCACGGGACGAACGUGCGCAGCAUCGAUAUUGCGUAUCACGGCAGUGCAGUGACCCAAAGAUUCAAGUGGUCCAAGAGAACCAAGACCUUCGUCCAACUCCAACAAGCGACUGCGCUACGACCGGCGAGCACGACCCGCGCUUACGGUCCCUUGAUGCGGCUCCUCGACUCUCACGGCCCCCUGACUCUCGUCCUCGGAAGAGAGUGCAGUGAGCGCACGCGCGGCAUCGCGCGAGCGUACGCGCACGAUCUGCGCAUGUAUCACCGUCUGGACGCGGCGCUGAUGGACGACGAUGAGGCGCUGCGCGCCGUUGCGGAUCGCUCGAUCGGCGCGGGCAGCAUCGUCAUUCUCGGCGAGCCGACGGAGAACCGCUUCGCGGCAUGGAUGCUUGUCCAGGAUCACAUCCCCGUGUCGUUCCCUACAAGGGGGUUGCUGAUGAUCGAAGACCGCAUCGUCUGGGAGAGCGGCACGGGCAUCAUCACACUGUGUCCGCACCCGACAUAUGCCGCUGCGCUGGCCUGCCUGGUUGCGGGUACUGAUGAGCUCGGUCUCGAACUUGCAGCACGCCUCCUCCCCCUCCGCACGGGCGUGCCGGUGCCAGACUGGGCGGUUGUGUCGCCCCGCAUGAGGUGGAUGGCGGCCGGGGGCUUGAUUGGUGCGGGAUUCUGGGGGCCGGACUGGGGAUGGAGUGAGAGCAUGAGUUGGAUGGACCGGGAGUAGGUUAAGACGGGUUAGAGAGUUGUACUAUCUGAGGUGAACUGAAAGCGAG
This is a messenger RNA of Cutaneotrichosporon oleaginosum, 2864 nucleotides long. RefSeq lists its product as uncharacterized. Gene Ontology annotation, biological process: proteolysis. The record is from RefSeq and is a predicted model, not a curated record. NCBI's taxonomy places the organism in Eukaryota, Fungi, Basidiomycota, Tremellomycetes, Trichosporonales, Trichosporonaceae. Gene Ontology annotation, molecular function: serine-type peptidase activity.